Molecule: messenger RNA, 1049 nt
Organism: Drosophila serrata
Lineage: Eukaryota; Metazoa; Arthropoda; Insecta; Diptera; Drosophilidae
Product: putative palmitoyltransferase ZDHHC24
Molecular function (GO): palmitoyltransferase activity
Source: RefSeq, a predicted model, not a curated record
GUACUCAUAAUCUGUCAGUUCAUAUAAAGCACACGAACAACUUAAUUUUCCGAGUAGUUUUCGAGAUUUUCCUAAAACCAAAACAAUGUGUUUUGUGGUAAAUGUUUGCAAACGUUUUGCAAAAGAACAACCAAAGACGUUUGUGGCCAUAACCCAUCCCUAUUGCGUUAGCCUGCUACUGGUGGGAACUGUCUUCUUUUUUCUGGCUGAGAUGUUCUAUGUAGUUCCCUUUAUUUUCGACACCGGCGGAGGAAUGUACAAACUCGCCUGGCUGGUUGCCAUCUUCAUUGUAUCCAACAUCCUGGGCAACGAGUUGGUCUGCUAUCUGACGGAUACUUCGGUGGCGAGUCUGCCAGAGGAGCGUCGGACCCCGAAGCCGGAGGAGGAGCACCUGUGGUCCUACUGCGACGAAUGCAAAAUGAAAGUGCCGCCCAGAGCCUGGCACUGCAAAUUGUGCAAGUGCUGUGCCUUACGGCGAGAUCACCACUGCAUUUUCACCGCCACUUGCAUUGGUCACAACAACUACAGAUAUUUUUUCUGGCUUCAGUUUUACCUUGCUCUUGGCUCUGUUUUGUUCUUGGUAAGUUAUCUACUGGCGGUUGCAGUUAACAAGGAAUUCCGGAAUCGAUAUGUACUUGUGUGGAUAAUUAAAAAUGUUUGGAAAAGGGAUUACGACAUUCAUGUUGCCAAUUGGAAUGAGUUCUUGUGGCAGAAUUGGCUUCUAAUGCUGAACACUUAUGCUUUUACCUUUUCCCUUCUGAUGUUGCCCUACCAACUGCCCAUCUUCUAUUUGAACACCACUUUCUAUACGGGUUCAGAUUGUCGGUACAACCUUGGGCUACGAAGGAACAUCAAGCUUUUAUUGGGACAGCGUGGUCUCUGGACUUUUAUAUCCCCUUGGAUCAACAGCCCAUUGCCCCACGAUGGCACCCGUUGGGAGGAAGCGAAGCCUUUAGGCAAUAUUAAUUCUUAAGAGGUAUACAACCUUAUCAAAAUUACUUAACUCACCCCAUUGUUAGGUAUAAAUAAACCACAAAAUUCUAUGGCUA